AUGGAGAAUGAUGGAUUGAUUAGAGUAAUGAGUAUUAAAAAAUUUAUUCCAAAUUAUUUCAUUUAUAAAAUGAUUACUAAUUUUGUUCGUAAUAUAGUAUAGUUUGGAGGUAAUUCAACAUUUGAAAAAGCUAGAUUGUCAGCUACCUAUAAAGGUGACUAUUAUUAUCCAAAUGAAAGUGACAUUCAAGGUAUUUUUUAAAAUAUGACUAGCAAUUAUGCUUACACUCUCAGGUAAAGAUCCUGAUACUAGUCAAUAAAUUGGAAUAAAAACAAUCUUAACAAAAUUAGAAUCAUCAGAAUCUAAAAUCUAUUGGAAUUAUAUCAUUAAAAAUUUAAUAAUCCUAGACAGAUGUGUUGAGAAUAGGUUUUUGGUUACAGAAAUAGCAAAUAUGAAUAUAAGUUAUGUAGAAAAUUAUGUUGAACAAGAUCUAAAAUAUAGUAACGCUUUUAUUAAAAAAUUAGAAAGUCUAUCAAUGGAUUACUUUGUUAGAAAUUAUUAUAUCUAUUUGAAAAGGAAAGCUGCCCUUUAUUCAAUCAAAAAUUCAAGUUUCAAUAUUCCAAAAGAGGAAAAGAAGAAUUAUUUUAAAUAAUAAUCAGCUGAAAAUAUUCUUGAAGAAUUUAAUAGAGGAUAACUAUUAUUCGAUUAAAUAAUUGAUGUAAGAUUCAUAUCUAAUAUUAUAAGAUAUCUAUUCAUGAUAAGUAUGGGUUAUUAAAAUAUACAUUAAAUUAAUAUGUCUAUUAAUUGUUAUUAUUUACACUACUAAAUUUGUAUUAUAAUUCUCACAUUAUAAUUGUCAUUCUGAUUGAUAAAUUAAUCAAAAUGACAAUUAAUGAGGCCAAACUAUUUAAAGAUAUAUAUAAUAAUUUUCUUAAAAAUAACAAAGUUCUAGUAAACUUCAUUAAUACAAGACUUUAUAUUAAAGGAUUUUCUGAUAUCAAUAUAAGUGAGAUAGCUAGAAUUGAUUCGAGAAUAAAAGAAACUAUAGAUAAAUUUAUUAAAAUUGCUGAGGAAUCUUAGAAUUUAAAUGAAUUAUCUUAAGAAAUGUAAAUUUAAGCUGAUUUAAUUGAUGAUGAAUUAAUAUUCAAUCAAGUUUAAGUAAUGAGAAAUACUAUUAGUUAAAAAGAUUAUUAAAACGAAGAAAAUAUAGGUAUAAAUACUAUUUAAUAUUUCCAAUAAUAGGUCAAAAAUUUAGUACUUAUCAAAAGGUGGUUUAAAAGUCUAUCACUUUUGAAUCUAAAUUAAAUGAUUAUUAAUUAAAAAAUAUCAAUAAAUAUCCAAGUGGAUUUGAUACUAAUAGAUUCAAAGAGGAUGAAUUUAAAAGCUAUACAAAUAAUUAUUCAACUAAAUAUAUUGUAAUAGAUCCAAAAUUAUUUAAAAUAUCGUAAAAUCAAAAUAAAAGAGAAUCAAGUUCACCUUAAACUAGUUUAGAAUCUAAAUGUCAUGAUGAUAGAAUAACCAUAGAAUUUAUUUCACCUAUCAAUGAUUUUGAUGAAAAUAUCUUCUUAUUAAUUUAAAAUGUUUAUUGUUAAGUAGUACCAAAAAUAAUUGAAAAUAUUGAAGAAUUUCAGUAUGCAAAUGUGGAUGAUUUUCCUGAUUAUAAAGAUGAUGAAGAAAAUUAUUGA
This is a messenger RNA of Paramecium pentaurelia, 1625 nucleotides long. Lineage: Eukaryota; Ciliophora; Oligohymenophorea; Peniculida; Parameciidae. The record is from the annotation of a GenBank genome assembly.